GAAUACGUCCCUUAAAAGACAACGGGUUAUUCUGAAUCACCCUGUAUAAUCGAUUAUAAAUUGGUUUUUAAUUUUAUAUUACAUAUAUUAAUAUUAUAUUAUACUUUUACGGGAAAAUUGUUUUAGCAAUUUUGAUUUUUGCGAGUGCCAUAUUGACCAAUCAAUACCGAUCAUUUAUAUGAUUGGCUACGGUGCCUUUCGUAUCGCUCAGGCUCAACAAGUAUUGCCGCGCGAAUAUCGUAACCUAACCUAGCUGUUCACGUGUUCAUGUGCAGUCUUGUCUCUCGUGCAGUGUUGUCCCUGUGUGCUGCUAUAAAAAAGUGAAAAUGGAUAAUGAAGAGAAACCGAUUUGAAAGAAUUUUUGACAACAUUGGAUAAAAAAGUGGACACAAUGAGAGCCAAACUUGACAUGGUACUUAUAAAUCAAUCCAAAUUGAAUAGAAUUUUACUACCAGAAGAAAAAAUUCUCUCUAAGCCUUCAAAUAUGCCUGCACUUCCUUUAGAAACUAUAGAGCAGGUCAAAAGAUUUGAAAAAUUUUUUUCAAAUGAUACAGCUUGCAGACACAUGCUACUAUUUAAAGUCUUUUUCUUUGGGCAAUGAUGAAGCUCGAGCAGUACCUAAACUCAUGUCAAACCACAUGAUUAACUCUCUUGCUCAAGAGUUCAACUUUGAUGGCCAUGGAGCUAAAUUUGCUUUCAAAUCUACCAAAUUAUGGGAAUUAGUACAAGGUUCACUUUUGUUAAAAUUUGAAGAAAGUGAUCUAAGUGAAGCAUUGAAAUCUCUCAGGUUAUGGCUGCGAAAUGUCAAAGGGAGAAGAGGUUAAAAAAAAACAAUUUUUAUUGUUUUUGA
This is a messenger RNA of Solenopsis invicta (red fire ant), 850 nucleotides long. RefSeq lists its product as uncharacterized. The record is from RefSeq and is a predicted model, not a curated record. The coding region runs from base 546 to 824 and encodes 92 amino acids. The transcript has 4 exons. NCBI's taxonomy places the organism in Eukaryota, Metazoa, Arthropoda, Insecta, Hymenoptera, Formicidae.